This is a messenger RNA of Brassica napus (rape), 3781 nucleotides long. RefSeq lists its product as uncharacterized. The coding region runs from base 241 to 1536 and encodes 431 amino acids. Lineage: Eukaryota; Viridiplantae; Streptophyta; Magnoliopsida; Brassicales; Brassicaceae. The transcript has 2 exons. The record is from RefSeq and is a predicted model, not a curated record.
CAAACCCAAUCACCGGAACCCAUUAACCCGACCCGACCCAACUUGAAAACCCUAAAUUCCCAAUUUCAUCUUUCCCCACUCACGAUUUCAAACUCUCUCUCCCAUAACCACCACGAUUUUAAACUUCUAUCUAUAAUCAAACUUAGAUUCAAGCACAAUCUUCUCUAAACAACAAUCCCCAUCUCCAAUUUCGUAUCCAAUUUCGUGUGUGCAAAGUCGCCAAAAACUCGGCUCGCCAAGAUGAAAGAAAAAGCGGAAGCAUCGGAGAAGAAGAAGAACGCCGACGUGAAAAGAAGAAAAGGAGCGGCAGCGAAAAGUAGAGCCGCCAUUAAGAAAAAGAGAGAAGCGGCGAAGAGGAGUGAAACCACAGAGAAGAAGAGGAAGCGAGACAGUGGUCUGGACGGUGGGUCCUCGUCGAAUCCAACCAAGAGGACUCGGAACCGUGUGAGAGAAACCGCAGCAUCUCCACCGGAACAUCAAGGCGUUCAUGCCCCCACACCAGCAACAGAAUUGCCUUCUCAUGGCGAUAGCGAGGGUACACCACGCCCAGUGAUUCCGAGUCAGCCACAAAAAUCGCCAACACCAACUCAUGCAGCGAGUGAGGCCGAGAAUCAGCAACAACCUCGAGUAACCUCAGGCUCUUCCACAAAGAGUCCUUCACAUCGUGUAGACGAGCAGAACGGUGAGGAGAUUGGAUCUAACAACAGAGAUUCAAACGCACCCGAGGUUGCCGUUGAUAAUGACGCUCCAAGAACGGUUGAGAGGGAUGAUAUGACCGUAGAAGCUGCCAGACCUGCUGGUUUUUUCUUCAAACCGAGCGACUAUGGAAAGGGUUGCAAGCUCUCCUCAAGGUGCCAUGAACACGAUUUUCUGAAGACGAUUAAAAAGUUAGAGGCCUCAGAGAAGAGUUGGUUUCAGGAUCAUCCUCAGUUCAAGCAUAUAUUCCACAUGGAUUGUACCCCAACAAGAAAAGUGAUGGGAUUGUGGAUGUUGCUACUUCGUACUAUGCAUACAGGAAAGGGUCGACAAGCUUGGUUUGGGGUAAACGGUGUUCCAAUUAGAUACUCCAUCAGGGAACAUAGCCUCCUCUCUGGUUUAUACUGCCACUCAUAUCCAGAAAACUAUCCGAGCAUAGGGAGCAUGAAGUUUGCGAGAAAGUAUUUUAAGGUAAAGAAGACAAAGGAUGGGAAGGAAAAGGGUCUGCAAGUGACAGAAGCAGAUGUCUUAGAGAAACUUCAGAAGAUGAAGUUUGAUGGUAGUGGCGAUCGUCUGAGGAUGGCAGUUCUUUACUUUUUGGCUAGAGUUUUAAGAGGAAGGUCAAAAGGAGGAUACUUCAUUGAGUAUUUCAUUCUCCAAGCAACAGAAGAUCUGGAGUUUUGCACCGAAUUUCCAUGGGGCCGUUACACAUUUGAUGAUUGCAUGAAGGAGAUUUUUCAUGUGAGGGAUCAGUUUCGUGAUGGGAUCCCAGAGAAGGCACAAUGGGUAUUUCCUGGGUUUAUCAACCCUUUGGAGGUAUAUGAAUUAUAUUUUUCAUAAGCAUAUUUGUUAUAAUAUAACUAAUGUGAUUGUGUGAAAUGAUGUGCAGAUAUUAGCAUUUGAAUGUAUCCCUGUCCUUAGAGAUAGAUUCAGAGAGCCUGUUCCAAACUGUCCUGAUGGUUGUCCAAGAAUGUGCAAAUGGAAGUUCAAGAGGACCGGAACAACAUGAUUUCCACUUGACAUGAUUUAUCGGACGCUAGGAAACACAAAGGUAAAAGCUUAUAAUUUUUUUAAGUGUUGUUUAUGUCAUUUUCUUCAAGUUCAUAGUUAAUUAAAUGUGUAAUUUGUUGUUGGUUAUAUUUCAGGAGAUUAUCAGUAUUUUGGAACCACAAGGAUAUGAAGCAGACCUUUUGUAUGAAAUAAUGGAUGAAGGGACUUAUGAAGACUUGGAGCUGAUAGAUGAUUCGGAUACGCCAGACAUAGCUGUUGACAGUUGGAACAAGAUCCUACUAGAACCAGGGAGUAAAAUUUUCUGGCCGGAUCUAUUCGAGAUGGAUGUGAGAACCCGAGAGCAACAAGAGCAAGCAGAAGGCGAGGCAGGGGGCGAGGCAGGAGGCGAGGCAGGAGUUGAGGCAGGGGGCCAGGCAGGAGGCGAGGCAGGGGGCGAGGCAGGUCGUGAGAGUUUAAGAGAAUUAGAGUUGAAGUUGAACAAAAGAAUGGACGAUGGAUUUGCAUUGAGAGACGAAGCAAUUCGUCUUCUAGCAGCAAGAGUGAAGGAGUUAGAACAAGACAAGAUUCAGAGAGAAAGUUGGCCAUUCCAGUUUGGUGAAGCUGAAACCGGAUAUGCUUCCGGAGGGAGAAGAAGAGAUAAGGAUGGUGAUGAAGAGGCUGAGAUGCAUGGUGAUAAGGAGGGUGAUGAAGAGACUGAGAUGCAUGGUGAUAAGAAGGGUGAUGAAGAGGCUGAGAAGCAGGGCUUGGAUGAUUAUGAGGGUGAUAAGGAGGGCGAGGACAAUGGUGACAAGGAUGGUGAUGAGGCAGAGGCUGAGAAGGAUGGUGAUGAGGCAGAGGCUGAGAAAGAUGGUGAGAAACAGAUCGAGGCAGAGGCUGAGAAGGAUGGUGAUGAGGCAUAGGCUGAGAAAGAUGGUGAGAAACAGAUCGAGGCAGAGGCUGAGAAGUUGAUGCAAGGUAAAUCAUGAUAACAUAUAAGUUCAAAUUAUAUUUUAAAUGAUGAUGAUCUAAGUCAGGAUGUAUUUUUGUUCAAUGUAGAUACUGAAGAGAGAUUUGAUGAUGAUGGAGAUGAGCAAUCUACACUUCAAAUUAUGGCAGACACUGCAGAGAGAUUUAAGAAGGCUGCUGUGGAAAAAGCUGCUGCGGACAAGACAAAUGAGGUUGUAGAUGAUGAUGAUGCUUUGGAGAAGGAAGGUGAGGUUGGAGUUGAUGUUGCUUUAGAGGAGGCAGCUUCUGUUGGAGUGGAUGAUGCUUUAGAGGAGGCAGCUUCGGUUGGAGUUGAUGAGAUGCCAAAGAGGGUGUCCAAGCGUUCUCAUUUGUUGAGGUCUCUUUUUACGCCAAACUGAUUUGGGGAAGUGCUAAACUAUGUUGUUGCUUUUGGAACAUGUAUGUGUUUGUUUUAAAACCUAAAUCCAAACUUGUAUGUGUGUGUUUUAAAACCUAAAACUUGUAUGUGUGUGUGUUUUAAAACCUAAAUCCAAACUUGUAUGUGUGUAAUUGAUUUGGUGGUUGAAUAGGUUGCAUUUACAGGUGGGAAACUAGAACAAGUAAAACUGCAUCAACUAUGCCCAAAAAUAUAAAAUUAGUACAACUAGAAAAACUAGUACAACUAGUGUUGAAUUAAAACAUGUAGGACUUAUCUAGGAAUCCACUUAUUUGAAACACAUUAUGCACACAAAGUUGUAUUAGUUAUUUAGUUAUACUGGUUUCUACAAAGUUGUACUAGUUUAUUAGUUAUACUGUCCUGCACAAAGUUGUACUAGUUAUUCAGUUAUACUGGUUUGUACAGAGUUGUACUUUGGGAGUGAAACCUGAAAAUAUUAGUUGUACCAAAAAAAAAAUACCAUUAUCUAAGUUGUACCAUUUAUUUAUGUUUACAUUUGUUUGCCUCGAUACAAUGAAAGCAUCACUAUUGUUAAAAUACUUGUCACGUAUGUUUUACAAAAAAUAUGUGGACAAACAAGUAAACAAACCUUAAAAGUAUAAGGUAGAUCAAGCAAACUUUUGUGAUGGAGUUAGAAAUCUAAAAAAAAAAAAAGUCCAAUACAAAACACAAAGAAACCUAUCCAAACACUUA